AUGAAGCUCUCGAGUGCGGUGAGUCGGAGCCCCUCGCCCCGGGGGAGGGAGAAGGAAACGAAGGGCCGGAGCCCGUCGCCUCAGUGACCGGCUCGGAAGGCGCUCGCUGCGGGUCGGGCAGCACAAAUGAAAAUAAGAAGAAUAGUCCCGAAGACUCUCCUGUGGGUUUGGGGAGAGGAGGCAGGACCCCGAAGCUUGUAUGCAUACGUCCACGCACUCCCCGCAUUUAAGGUUUGAAUGUCGGGGGCUUAACACUUAAACUUUUUUUGUUUUGUUUUUUAAAAACGCGGUUUAUAUAUAGGGGGUACAUUCUGCACUGGCUAUCAAUGGAUAUGGUGUGGGUUGAUGGGCACAGGGUCACACUUGGACCGAGGAGGCCUGAAGUUUAAUUCCGUGGAAAAGCAACUUAUUUCUCAUCAGUCUUAUCUCACGAAGUUUAAUUUGGGAAUAAAGUCGUGGGUGCCAGCCAGCUUCUUGAAAGAAGGGCAAAAUGCAAAUGAAAAGAAAUAAUCUGGCUUUAUUUUAAAAUGGCUCUAAUCUUGUUUUCUGUACUGAUUCGGCAACAUUUGCAGUGUAAUAUUUUGCUGCUGCUCACAGAUGAGGUCACGCACGAGGAAAUGGUACAGUGGAGAGGGAGAACUGAAUAGACCCUCCAGAUGUUGUAAAAUGUGGCUCCCCCCAUCCCUGGCUUUUGGGCAUCCUGGCUCUGGCUGAUGGGAGUCCAAGAGCGGCUGGGGUGCCACUGGCUUUCCACCCCUGAUGUUUAGGAUUGCAACCUCAGCCUUGUGUUUAUCAGCCUCACUAAUUAUCAUAAGUGUUAUGUAAACAUGCUUGCUUUUGGGUUGUUUUUUUUAAAGAUUAUUUACAUACUGCUCUUUAUCUAGUGAUCCCAGGCCAGUUAAAAAACACACACGUAUGAUGGAACGUUUGUAGUCCAUUUUAAUCCUAAAUAACUAUUUUCCUCUCAGUAUUCACAUCUGCUACUUCAGAUUAGAAGAACUGUUUCAUCCAUAUACAUAUUCUGAAAGGAUGGAAAAACAUUCUUUUUUCGCUACUUUGAAACACUAUGCUAAACACAUUGUCACUGAAAAAUGUUAAAGGGUGCCUUAUCACAGACCUACUCUAGUCUUUUUACAAUUUGGACGCGGGUGGCGCUGUGGGUAAAACCUCAGCGCCUAGGACUUGCCGAUCGUAUGGUCGGCGGUUCGAAUCCCCGCGGCGGGGUGAGCUCCCAUCGUUCGGUCCCAGCUCCUGCCCACCUAGCAGUUCGAAAGCACUCUUAAGUGCAAGUAGAUAAAUAGGUACUGCUUUAUAGCGGGAAGGUAAAUGGCAUUUCCGUGUGCUGCGCUGGUGCUGGCUCGCCAGAGCAGCUUCGUCACGCUGGCCACGUGACCCGGAAGUGUCUCCGGACAGCGCUGGUCGCCGGCCUCCUAAGUGAGAUGGGCGCACAACCCUAGAGUCGGACACGACUGGCCCGUACGGGCAGGGGUACCUUUACCUUUAUAUUGUAUAUACAGUCAUACCUCGGGUUGAAUGUGCUUCAGGUUGAGCGCUUUCGGGUUGCACUCCGCGGCAACCUGGAAGUAACGGAGUGCAUUACUUCCGGGUUUCGCCGCUCGCGCAUGUGCAGACGCUCAAAAUGACGUCACGCGCAUGUGCGGAAACGGCAAAGCGCGGCAUGCGCCGUCGCAUCUUACGUUCCAUUCAGGAUGCAAACAGGGCUCUGGAAUGGAUCCCAUUCGCAUCCUGAGGUACCACUGUAUACUAUAGAAAAACAUGCAGUUGUUUUUAAGAAUAAUCUGCACUAAACUGCAAGAACAUGUUAAUUCCUAGAGCUGCAGAUAAAGAAUGACAACAGAAAUAAGCUGUCACUGCCAGAGGUUUUAUUUAUUUAUUUAUUACUGCAUUUAUAACCCACCUUUCCUCCAAGGAGUUCAAGGUGGAGUACAUGCCUCUCUUUCUUUCAGUUUAACAUCAAUAACAACCCUGUGAGGUAGGUUAGGCUGAAUGUCCCAAGGUCACACUUCGUACCAGAGUAGGGAUUUGAACUCUGGCCUCUCAGAGUAGAAAGGUAUUGCCAGGUAUUACUGCAGUUACUCUCAUAACAAUGAAUGCUGUGGGGCUACUUCAUAGUAAGUAAGUGUCUGUCCUAGUUACUCUGGUGAUGCCACGUACAUAAGAUUGCACUCUUGCAUGCCAUCCUUUUUCAUGUGGAAUAAUUAUCACACCUUGAUUUUGUGCUGUCUCACAAGUACAGAUUAGAAUCCCUCCUUUUUACUCAUAAGCCUAAAUGAAAGUUGGGGAUCAUUAUAUCCUUUUACUGCUCUUUGAUCAGUGUAUGGCAUUUUCUAAACCAGACGUGCAAUUUAGAUAUUGGAGAGUGACUUACUGAAAGGGGAAAAGUUCACUUUCUCCUAAAUUGAGACCGAAUGCUGGUGUGCAUUGUGUGUAAGGAAGAAGUAUUAUGCAACCUGUAAAAGAACAUUAUGGAUCCAUCCUAGUUAAUAAAUUCCAUAUUUUCAUGUUGACAUGUUUUUUCCUGUAAAUUUAUAAUCAUGGACAUAUGCUUCACCGGAGAGCCGCUAUUGCUGAUUGUGUGAAGAGAAAAACUGGAAAUAGGACUCUGUGAACCAGUCCUAGAUGCCUCAGUGCCUGGCUUAUGGUGUUGCCUUGUUCCAUCAUCUCUGAAUCAUUUCCUAGAUAAGACAGAAGUAGAAUCUAGUUCAUCGUAGAGUUUACUUGGAGGACUUGGUUGAAAAGGUGUUAGGACCUGUCAGUUAGGGCAUGAGUAGCCAAUGUUGUACCUUCCAGAUACUUUUGGAUUCUACUCUAAAACUAUAGCAUAGCCAGUAGUCUGGAAUUAUGGGAGUUGUAUUCCAGCAGCCUCUGGAAGGCACCAUAUUAGCCACUCCUGGUUUUUCCAUGGUGCUGGCAGGGUGUUGUGCAAAGACCUGAGAAAGUCAAAGAUGGGCUGGCCACUGAAAGAUGGGCAAUAACAUGCAGAUGAUACUAGGAUCUUCUGACGCACUGGUGAAUAUAUGUGUGCAGAGAGCCUCUUUACAUCUUCUGCUCCUAGGUGAGAGGGAAGUUGGAGCAUUCCCACAUCACCUCUUAUGUGCUCCUGCAGUGAAACUUCAUUGGAAGAGACACGCAAGGAUGUGUGGCUGCUACUGUUGUGACAGUCCUCUUCAGUAGUCUCUGGAGUCAGAGACAAUUGAUGAAGUGCUGUUCUUAUGGGGUGUGGUUUUCUAAGCAGAGGGGACAUGCAGAAAUCUGUUUACUUCCUCUCAUCUUCUCUCUGUUUAUGAAGCCAAUAAGUAGUUUGGAUUGGCUAUCAAAACAUGUUUCUUGUUCCUUUAAACUUAGUGGGAAAUGAUGACAAUUCUCUUUUAAAUCAGUGUCUUGUGAUCCUUAAAUUUACUAGAUUCUGUGUCUUAUAAUUCCCCUCCCAGAUCCUUGGCCAUGGAGGAUAUGACUCUGAUUUUAGUGAUGAUGAAACAGCAGAGAAAUCGGACCAGCAGAAAAAUAGGUAAUGCCUUUUACUAGUAGUAUUAUAAGAUCCUUCCUAGGAGUGUAAAUGACAGACUCCUUCGUCUUCUUUCUCUCAAGCUUGACAGAGAGUGCUGUCUCCAAUGAGGAGUGGGGUAGGGGAGAACUGCUGUGCUCAUCUAGUGUCUCUGUGCCAUCUCAUUUCUUGCAGUUCUGUGCUUCAUCUCUACAAGAACAGCACUGAGGCCUAGUUGGUCCUUUAGUUUGAUUUUCCCUCUGCCACAUCUCAGCAGGAUUAAUCAAGCAACUGAAUGAGAGAUCAAAGCAGUCAAAGCCAGGUGGCAGCAGGCUUUGAAAGAAUAAGACACCUGCUGGAAGGGAAUGGAGUGCUCUUGCUGCUUGAUUAUUAUAUCCUAUUACUCGUUUUUGUGGCAACUAAGGGUGCAAUCCUAUGCACACUUACCUGGGAGUAAAUCCCUAAACAUGCCUAAAUAAUUUAUUUAUGUGGAUUAUUUAUUAACCUAAUGGUUAGUUGCCUUUCCUGUGCUGAAGACAGCAUUCAAGAGCAAAAAUAACAACACCAAAACCAGCUGGGGCUGUCUGCUUAACUUCAGGAGAGUAGAUCAAAGAAUAUAACUUUCUUGCCACAGCCUUGGCUGAAUGUCAGUUCUAGUGCAACAUUUUCUACACACUGGGCUGGCCUAACCGUAGCACAUCAGCACAUUGCAGAGAGUGCCAAACUUCCUGUCUCAGCUGUAUAACUGUCUUGGAGAAAGAACUAGAGCUUCCCUGUUUAGAAGACAUGCACAAAGGCAGCUAUGCAGCUCAUUGGGUUGCAUUCCAGGGAUAGAUCUUUCAUCUCUACCAGCUGCUCAGAGCAUCAGAAAAGUUGUAAACAUGUAGAUGUAAAGAAGUGACAGACAUUAAACUUGAAAAUAAGAAAGUAGUUUCCUAGUUAACUCUUGUAAUGUUGCUCAGAUGUCAAGAGAGGGAUGCAAUUUUAUUUGCAGAAAAGAAACCUUAGUGAGCUUUCUUUGCAUGGUAGUCCUUUAGGAGCGAUUCCUAUGGAGAACUAACACAUAGUGCUGAAUAUCUAGAGAUUUGCUGGAGUUUAAACCCAUAUAAAAGCUGCAUGUUCCAAUCUGUAAGCCCUUGCUCCUGAUCCCAGAUGUCUGAGUACUACUUAUUGUUAUUUAGGAAUGUGGACUUUGGGGUUUUUCUCAUGGGCCAACACAGCUUCCUUUACCCAGUAAGUUAGAGAUCAGUGCCUGGAAAAUCCAGGGUCAAGUCUGACUCCUGAGGAUGAUCCAUUGGCCUUCCAAUUGCUAAUCCAGAAGCAAGAGAGGUGUGUAGAGGAAGCUCAUGCUGUAGCAGUGGGAGUUGCUGGCCUUGCUCUAUGCCGUGGGGGGUGGGGGGGCGAAUGAGUGGUGGUGUAGACCAACCUCCUACCUCCCAUCCCUUCUCCAAGUGGUCCAACUAAUUAUUGACAGGGGGUAAGCUUUACUUUUAACACUAAGUUGCUCCUCUUUUUAUACGUAUUUUCUUCUAAUAACCAACUCUGUGUGUUUCCCCUCCUGCAUGAUAAGGAAUGAAGAUGCAUUACUCAAAAAGCCCUUCCAGAAAGAAAAACAGAGCAAGGUGGCCCACAGACAGGUGGCGACAGAUGAAUGGGACAGGUACUUUGCCAUACUUAUGGAAUGUUUUCAGAACAGCAUUAAGCACAUGGCAUGUAGACAACUAGAAUAACAUUGUUGUUUUUACCAGGGAAGAAGCAAGAAAUCAAAGAUUUCAUUUCCUAGCAUUGGAUGCUGUAUCCUUUGAAUUUGCGUUGAUGAAAAAACAGUUCGUCUUAAUUUUGAGAAGAAGAGGAAACUUCAUGAAAGAGACCUUUGUUUGAGAGGUUGCUUCCUUAGGGAUAUUUCAUUUCUCAUGAUCUAAGAGAGGAAUUUGCUGAACAAAGUUAAGUACCAGCCAUUAAAUUUGCCACAUGUAUAAUAUUGGUUAUAUGUAAGUUUUUCUAGGAAGCACUCUUGUGGCACAGUGUGGAUCUCAUUUCUACCACCUGCCAAUACCACCUGCUAGAACAAUUUAUUCCUUCUGAACUCCCAACAGAAACACCAACUUGACUUGACACAACCGGCCCACCCACCACUCCUUCAGUAUGAUCUGGAGCAGAACUGACAAUAUGAUGACCUGAGAGGGAGUCAUUGAGUGAAAUUGAACUCUUUAGUAAUAGAUGUGCUGCUCUUCUUCUCCAGGAAGGUGACUGAAGGCUGUCGGAGAGAGCAAAAGAGGAGGCAAAUGGAUUGCAGCUCCUCAUAGUGAGUCUCAGUGCCCUUUUCUUGUUACAAGGGGAAUUCAGCAGGUGUAGCUACUGCAGCAGGUUGAACAGUACCAGUUGCAGUCAGUAGGGCAGGUGGGGUAGCAUCGCUCACCUGGCUUGUGAGCAUCUCUGCCAGUUGCCAGGAGGAGAGCUCAGUGUGGGCACAGUGGUGGAGCCACUCUGACGCCAUUAUGCCCACAGCCACACUUUGCAUUGGGGAACCAGGUGAGCAGUGCCACCACACCACCACCCCAAAUGCUAUUGGGUAUGACAUAAAGCCUUCGUCAAUUGAUUAGGAGAACUAACUUGGACUCUCCUACUUCUGUUCUUGCUGUCUUUAAGACAACAAAUGUGUGGAUGGAAGAGAGGUAUGACUCCAAAGCUGGAUUCUAGUCAAUAAUAUGCAGGCAGUGAGCACUUCACUCCUGAUACCUCUUCAAUGAAAUGCGGUGUUAAUAGUUGAAUAGUUUGUGUCUUUUGCUCGGUAAGCAUAUUCCAUUGUUUUGCUUUACCUCAUUUUUGGGGAGUAGCAUUCCUUGUCUGUCAUGAAUCCAGCUGAUGGAUGGAUUGCUUUCUCUAUUUACAUGGAGCGGGGUGUCCUUAGUUCAGCUUCAUAUAUAUUAGGCCUGUGUCAGCAAUAGUGUACAAAGUUCAACUGUCUAUGCCUUGUCUUGUAAUAUUUAGUGCUAUAUCCUAGGGGCAGAGCUCUCUGUCUAUAUUUGUAUACGUGCUGUGUAAGUUAGAAGCUUGAUAAAUGAUUUAUGAUAGCAUGGCUGAAAGCCUGUUGCUUUAUUGACAAAGGAAGCAACACUUCUAGACGUCUUUUAUGUAACCAGUUCUGGAACAAUUCUAAAACAACUAAAUAUUCUGCCCCCACCCCUGCAGUUACUUGCCUAUAUUUAUUGAGUUGUCCUUGGUUAAAAAUAACCAGCACAGAAGAAGCCGGUGUAAAAAAAAAAAUUAUAAGACAUUAUAUCGGGAAUUACCAUAUUAUUAGUAUUUUCCUUGUUCAGUAUUUUCAUCAGAAAACUACGUCAUGUGGUCAUAGUUCUAAUUUUGCCAAUUGCACUGUGGUUGGCACUUGUAUGAAAUGGCCCAAAUUGGAACCUUCCGGUGUAGAUUUUAUUUUGGAGUGGUAAAAUUUUGUCACUAGAUUUGCCAGUCUCCCCAACUUCUCUCUUGCAGAAAUCUUUGUCUUGUUCCUUGAGUGGUCCUUCAUAUGCUGAGUGAGCCAUUUCCAAAUUUGUUAGGUGUAGGCAGAGUUCUUUCAGCAAAGGAAUGAUAGAUUUCCAGUUAUCUUAUUUCUUUUUUGGGAAGCAGGAAAAUGCUAUCAGCAAAUUCCUUAAUUUUUGUCAGUAUGCAAGACAUAAGAAAAUGGUCAAUGACUAUAUUUUGUACUACGGUGGCAAGAAAGAAGAUUUCAAACGUUCAGGGUGAGUACAAAAUAAUUACAGAAGUCUGUCUGCUUUCAGAAGUUACCAAGUCUGUAAUCUUAUGCAUAAAUAAUAGAGAGCAAGUUAAAGUGAAAUCACUGAGGGCGUACUUUUGAGUAAAUAGGAGUGGGCCGUGCGGAAGUAAACUCUGGAUAAUUCAGGAGUGCUUCACAUGUUACAAUUUACUUGCAUCCAUCCCAUGUUGUUGUUUGUGUUGGGGAAAAGCAAUACAGUGCAUUGAUAUAGUGCAGAGUAGGGGGUGGGGCGAGAAUCUCAUCCCACAGCCAUGUAAGAUGAAGGCAGAACAUCUCAUUUGGUCUUGAAGAGGCCAGUGAGCCCUGCACAGAAGAGUGGCAGGAUGGACAGGUGCCAUGUUUUCCCCAACUCAGUUGGGAGGCAGACUUCAGGCAUUUUACAGCCAGCCAAAACUACCUCCCCAUUGGCUCAGGAGCAGCAGUUGUGGCUGGUUGCUUAAGUCUUUCCUGCCUCCAUCUCCUCCUUGCUGAAUUGCAAAAUGUUCCACCCUUUCAAAUGCUGCAGAAGGGCAGGGACAAACAUUGCUCAUUGUGUAUUUUGUAUGCAUUAUGUGCCACUUUGGACACAGAUUUUUCUGGAAAAGUGAGCUAUAAAAUGGAACUGAAUGUGUUAGAGAUUCUGAAAGGAAAUGCAACAAAUGAAGAGAGGUGAUCUUUUUUUAAAAAAAAUCAUUUGAUAACUGAUUGAUUUUUUUUUUAACAGAGAAAAUGACAAGACUGACCUUGACAUUAUAAGAGAAAACCACAGAUUCUUGUGGAGAGAGGAAGAUGAAGCUGACAUGAACUGGUAACUUGGGCUGGGAUUGAUCUCAUUUAUUUCUCUCUUGUAUAAAUAUGUUAAUUCAUACAUAGUCUUUUUAUGUAAAAUGACUUGAUAAACUUAAGGAGUCUAAUAGUACACCUUUGUGGCUAAUACACUCAUGAUUCGAGUGAGUGGGAAUUAUUGUUGUGCAUUGCCAAUUAAAAGAAAUCUAGUGAUUUGUUUUUAAUGCUACAAAACAAGGCAUCUUCAAAGCUGUUUCUCAGCUGUGUGUUAGGCUGCCAUUCUAUACACCAGAUGUGCAGAACUUGUGGCUCUCUAGAUGUUGUUGGGCUGUAGCUCCUCUCAUUCUUUACCAUUGGCUAGCCCUUAUCAUGCUAGCCAGGACUGAUGGGAGUUGUCCAACCGGCCCACCAAUUCUCUACACCUCUAUAUUCACUAUCCCCAUUUAAACACAGGGUGGUUUCUGCAUAAAUGCAUAGGAUGUUAAAGUAUUUAAAGAAAAGGUCAUUGAAUUGUGCUUUUUCUUUAAUUUUCUGUGACAGCUGUACAUUUAUAAAACUACCUUGCUAGUAUUCCUGCCUUUUUAAUAUAAGAUAAAAAGAUAGAAAAUAACUUCUAUCUUUUGCCAACAUUUGCGUUGUCUAACCAACUAACCCAUAAUUAUGUCUCCGUCUUUCAGGGAGAAGAGGCUUAGCAAGAAGUACUACGAUAAAUUAUUCAAGGAGUACUGCAUAGCAGAUCUGACUAAAUACAAAGAGAACAAGGUACAUGCUGGACAAAUUUUGUAACUCGGGGGCUGUCUGUGUUCAUCUAAGUGAAUGUAAUAUCUCUUAAGGCAAUAUAUGCUGUUUCAGAGACUAUAGGUAGAAACGUAGCCAGUAUCUUAACACCUGUGGCCAAUAAUAGGUACUGUAGAGAGAAUGUCCUGGUUUGCAUGUAAUCAUAAGCCAAAAUAUAGCCUAGUGUGAACACACAAGAAUGCAGGUUCUCAUGGAGGUGACUGUGGCUGCUUUAUAGUAUUAGAGCUCAUGGACAUCCUAUGAAGCUGAAUGUUGCAAGAUUCAGAACAGACAGAAGAAAUUACGUAUAGUGAUACCUCUGGUUAAGAACUCGAUUUGUUCUGGAGGUCCGUUCUUAACCUGAAACUGUUCUUAACCUGAGGUACCAAUUUAGCUAAUGGGGCCUCCUGCUGCCGGAGCACGAUUUCUGUUCUCAUCCUGAAGCAAAGUUCUUAACCCGAGGUACUAUUUCUGGGUUAGCGGAGUCUGUAACCUGAAGUGUCUGUAAUCUGAAGCGUCUGUAACCUGAGGUACCACUGUACUUCUUCACACAGUGCAGAGACACUAUGGAAUUCACUCUUACAAGCUGUAGUGAUAGCCGCCAAUUUGGAUGGCUUUAAAACAGGAAUAGACAAAUUCAUGUGGAAUAUUGCUAUCAGUGUUUACUACCCACAGUGGUUUUUGCUGUGGGUUACACUUUUUACCUGCUUGCACCUUGCUGAAAAUGCAGAGGCUGAACAGGACUUUGGCUCAGACAAAAGUGGACAUAAGACUAUUAUGCAUAACAGUGCUUUGUCUAUUCCUUGUCAUUUGAUGAUAAAAAGGGAGUAUAGCUAGGAGGCCAGUAUGUUGGAUCUAGAUCAGCAAAUUGGAACUACCAACUUUUCUGUACAGUGUUAUUUGCAGUCUUUCUUUCUUUUCAAAGCAGGGUUUUUUGGAGAGGGAAUGCCCUUGAAUGAAAGUACACAUCAUAGUCUUAUUCAUUACACAGCUUUUUAAAUGGGGUAUGGUGAGAGAGGAUGGCAGGGCGAAGACCCCAGGAAUGCAUAUAUCCUGUAUUACUUCCCCAGAGUGCUCUUUUCACCUCUCUGUCCCCUAUCUGCACAGACAAUUCAUACCAUCUAUAUUUGUUACUGUUUCGCCAGUUCUGGAGAGGCUUGCAGGUACAGAUCUGACCUGGCUAGUCAUACAAAGGAGCCUGGGGUUCCUGUAGGAGUUGGAGGCUCUCAGAUAGGCCUUGAUCCCAGCAGUCACCUUCACAGGUUUCCCCUGCUCCCAGGUAGUGUCAUGCAUCUAGCUGGGUAUUUCACUGGCACCCCUGAAGCUCAUGAUCAUCUCAUUACCUGCUCUGCUCCUGGGACCAUGAACAAGUUGUUGAUCUCUGUGAUAAGACAUUAUGAAAAAGUUGGAAUGCCCUUGUGUUUGGGUCAAGAUUCAGGAUGGCAGUGUCUUCUGAACAAAUAAAAGGUUAUCCUGCAACUUGCUGCAAGAUUUAAAUGGUACAGAGGAAGUACGGAAAGUUGGAUUAAAGUAAAUACUUUGAACUUAUAAAGUGGAGGAAGAGCAACCUAGAGUGACACCAGAAGCAAUUCCAGGCGAGGGUGGAUCUUACCAAUUCAUAUUUUAAUCAUUCCUAUUUCUUGCCUACUAGCAGUUAUCAGAGUCUAUGAAAUCCAUUCUUACCAUUGUCUUACCAGCUACCAUUCCUACCAUUGUAGCUCAAUAUCAUAAUUCAGUGAUAGUGAACUAGAAAAAUAAAUUUGCAAUACCUGAGGCAUAAGAGAAAUAUCUCAGUUGCACUGGAUGCACUGAAUGUGUAAGUGCAAAAUACUUACUGCAUGUCUUUUAUUCUUCUAACAGUUUGGAUUUAGAUGGAGACAUGAGAAAGAGGUUGUGUCAGGAAAAGGCAAGUUGUUAUUUUUUUUUUUUCUUAUUGUGGUUUGAAUUCUAACUUCUAUGAGCAGAGUUCUGUUCAGAGAAUGGGGCUUCCCGCUGCAGCCCCUGCCCCCAGUUGUUGUUUGCCAGCUGAUAAACCUUUUGUAACAUUAUGAGACUUAGUGUGGAAGGGUGCAGCUAGGAGGGGAUUCUCCCUUGGUCUUUAUGCUCACAUAGGGAACUUUGAGAUCUAAGCCUUUUUGAAUCAAUGUUUUUACUUGUUCUCUCUUACUUAUUACAUUGUCACAUAAUGACUAUUUUUUUCAAGAUAUACACGAUAACAUGAAAUUAGCUUACAGUGGUGCCCCGCAAGACGAAUGCCUCGCAAGACGGAAAACCCGCUAGACGAAAGGGUUUUCCGUUUUGGAGAUGCCAUAAAAGCAAUUUCCUAUGUGUUUGCUUCGCAAGGCGAAACUGUCUUGCGAGUUCCUCGUGAGGUUUUUUCCUUUCCCCCCUUUUCCCAAGCCGCUAAACCGCUUAUCAGCUGAUGGCUAAGCCGCUUAUCAGCUGAUCUUUAAGCCAGCAACAGCUGAUGCUAAGCCGCUUAUCAGCUGAUCUUUAAGCCGCUAACAGCUGAUGCUAAGCCGCUUAUCAGCUGAUCUUUAAGCCGCUUAUCAGCUGAUCGUUAAGCCGGCUAAGCCGCUAAUACUGUAGCGCUAAGCCGCUAAACCUCUAAUGGGCUUGCUUCGCAAGACGAAAAAACCCGCAAGACGAAGAGACUCGCGGAACGGAUUCUUUUCGUCUUGCGAGGCACCACUGUAUAUCGUUCUGUCAUGGCAGUUAGCAUUUCUAGAGUGCUUUAAUGAUCUGGGUGGAGAAUAGCUGAGAAACAAGCUUAAUUUCAUUUAGUAUUUAUUGUUUCAAGAAGCAUUUGCUAAUGCAACCAUAGGUAGUAAAGUAGACAGGGCAAGAGGACUGUUGAUACCAACAUGACUCCUUAUGGGGUCUUCGCUGCGAGAUCAUAUUCAUCCAGUACUAUACCAGCUGCACUGGCUCCCGGUGGAGUACAGGAUCAGGUUUAAGGUGCUGGUUUUAACCUUUAAAGCCCUAUACGGCCUAGGACCCUCGUACCUACGGGACCGCCUCUCCUGGUAUGUCCCACAGAGAAAUUUACGGUUUGCAAAUAAAAACACCCUGAAGGUCCCAGGCCACAGAGAGGUUAGGCUGGCCUCAACUAGAGCCAGGGCUUUCUCGGCCGCGGCUCCAAUCUGGUGGAACGCUCUGUCACAAGAGACUAGGGCCCUGCGGGACCUGACAUCUUUCCGCAGGGCCUGCAAGACAGAGCUGUUCCACCAGGCCUUUGGUCAGGCUGCGCCCUGACCCCUCCUCGGGCAAUCUGCACAGAAUUUUGCUUAAUGGUUGCCAUCAAUUUGAUUUUAAUUGAUUUUAAUUAAUUUUAUAAUGAAUGUUUUUAGAAUGUUGGAUUAUUUUGAUUGUUGUUAGCCGCCCUGAGCCCUGGGGAGGGCGGGAUAUAAAUAAAAAUUUAUUAUUAUUAUUAUUAUUAUUAUUAUUAUUAUUAUUAUUAUUAUUGUUAUUGUUAUUAUUUUGUAUGUCUCACUCCUUGACAGUCCAUUCCAUCUUUUCUCAUGCCUGCCUAUUGAUGCAGGCUCUGGCUGGUAGAGUUUCCCUUUCCUGCUGCAGCUCCCUGUGCCUCCACAACUAAGUUGGGCCAUCCUCUGGAGCUGUGUAGCUGGUGGUAUUGGGGCUGCAGGGGUGAGGAGAGAUUGGUAGAAGCCGCAAAUGCAAUUUUCUCCAGUUGGAGCUUCUGCUGGCUUGGAACCAUAGAUACUUUGUAAUUUAUAGAAAGUUUGAAGAUAUAAAUAUAUCUGAUCAAGUUCCAGUAAACAAUGUAUAGGAAGCACAGCUGUGCUAUGGAUAGCUUCUUGUGACAGUUUCUUGUUCUAGCAAUGCAGUAGUCCGCUAAUAUAUAUUCUGCAUUUAUUUAUUGUUUCUCAGUUAUUAUUUCUGAAACCAUAGGCUGUCUUCACAAAGACAGCUGCAGUUACCAGCAGCUGUUAGCAUAGAUCAAUAAUAUAGUUCACCACUAAGGGGCGCAAGCAUUCAGCAAUUUUGUAAACAUUUCUAGAUGCAGUUGUGUAAUCUGUUUUGCAGAAUUUACUCUUGCAAAACAAGUUUUGUAUAUUAUUUUAUUAGCAUUCUCAAAUCAAACAUUAUUCUGAUUUUGCAUACAUCUCAGCAUGGCAAUAGAAGCUGUUUAAAGCUUCUCCCAGCCCAGUAUGUAAGAAAAACAACAAACAGUGACAUUAGUUUUAAAAUGACAUUUUCUUCCGAAUUCUGGUUUGGCUUCCUAGCUAUCAUUUAAUUAAACAAGUUGUGUUUUCCUUCCAUAACCAGGUUGAGGUUCAUAUCAAAUGUUUUCAUUGUAGUUAUUUUGAUGCCAGACGUUCUUGUAGGAAACUGAUUUUGUAGAUCCAUUUCAGUCAGGGUUUAGGUCUGCUUUUGGCACAGAAAGAGCUUUGGUCACCCUGUAUGAUGAACUCUGUUAGGAGAAAGACAGUUUUCCUUGACCUCUCAGUGGCUUUCAAUACUGUUGACCAUGGUAUCCUUCUAGCGUGGCUGUCGAAGUUAGGGUGGGUGUCACUCCUUUAUGGUGAUUCCCAUCCUACUUGGAUAGUCGUUUCCAGAGGGUGAUGCUUGGGAAGUACCAAGACCCAUCUUCAGACCCGGGGAGCCUUCAAUGUGAGGUUCCUUCAGGGUUCGUUUUUAUCCUCCAUGCUGUUUAAUAUUUACAUAAAGCUGCUGAGUGGGGCUAUCUGGAGGUUUGGAGUAUGUUGUGAGCAAAGAGCUGAUGACACACAGCUCUCCUCCUCCUUUCUAUCUGCAGGUGUGGCAGUGGAUGUGCUGGACCACUGCCUUACCUCAGUAAUGGACUGGAUGAGAGCCAACAAACUGAAGCUCAAUUCAGAUAAGACUGAGGCAUUGUUAGUGGGAGGUUCCUAGAUGGAUGGGAGGUUGCCUGCUCUUAAUGGGGUUACACUCCCUCUGAAGGAACAGGUACACAGCAUGGGGCUACUUCUGGAUCCUUUGAGGCUCAGGUGGGCUCGGUAGUGCAGAGUGCCUUCUGUCAGCUACAGCUGGUGGUUCAGCUACGCCCCAGAUAACUACUGUUGCCUAUGCUCUGGUAUCCUCUAGGUUAGAUUAUUGCAGCACGUUAUACGUAGGGCUGCCUCUGAAGAUGGUUUGGAAACUUUGGCUGGUGCAGAAUUCAGCACCCAGGGUGCUCACCAGGGCAAGGCAGUUUGAGCAUAUUACACCUAUCCUGGCUCAACUGCACUGGCUGCCAAUUAGUUUCUGGGCCCAAUUCAAAGUGAUGUUUUUCACCUAUAAAUCCUUAAACAGCUCAGGACCACAAUGCUUCAAAGACCACCUCUCCCCAUAUGAACUGACCCAGACCCUGCAAUCGUCAUCCAAGGCCCUUAUUCAUGUGCCUCCUCCGUGAGAGGUCUGGAGGGCAGCAACACAAGAAAGAGCCUUUCCUGUGGUAGCUGCCUGUUUGUGCAAUGCUCACCCCAGGGAGGCUCGCCUGGUGCCUUCAUUACUUAUCCUUAGGCACCAGAUGAAAACACUUCUCUGUAACCAGGCCUUUGGCUGAUUAAACAUUAUAUGGCCUUUAAAUGUGUUUGUGGGAGGGGGAUUAUUGGUUUGGUUUGGUUUGGUUUUGUUAUGUAAUUUGUUUUUGCAUUUCACAUUUUUAUGUUGUGAAACACCCUGUGAUCUUCAGAUGAAGGGUGGCAUACAGAUUUAAUAAAUAAAUAGUUAUACCAACCACGAACAGGAAAUAUUGCGCCAAACCACUAGGACGUAGAUAGAGCGCAAUGACUCCAGCAAGUGAGUUAAGAGAUACAGUACGGCUGAGAGUGAAGCAUCCAGAGAUACUUGCCAAUCAGCUGUCAGAGAAGAUUCCUCCAUACCACUAAACAAAGUGAUCAGCCUAACCCUUAAGUGACUUAAAUCCCCUCUUCCAAGGUUCCCCAACGGCUGUUUUGUGCCACAGCAGCUCAAGCCUUUGAGGGUCCUUAAAUAUAUUUUGAUUCCUCCCCUCUUAGAUUAAGAGCUCUGUUGUGUCUAAAAAUCAGCCUAUUAAUCAGGCACAUCCUUUGUCUCCUUUGUGCAUAUGUCUUGAAGCAUGGGCUACAAUCCCAACCCAUCACCAUCAGCCAGAGUUUUAAUGCUGGCAUCAGAUUGCUGUAAGUGUAAAUUAAAACAAAAUACACCGUAUUGAUUAAACAAACAAACAAACCCUGAUGCUUCCCGUUUGUGUGUUUUGUAUAAAUAUUCAAAUGUUCUUUUAACCAGGGUUGACUGCGUGUCUCUUAAUUUAUUUGGAGAAGUAAAUGAGCAGCAGCAUUCUGUGCUCUUUGGUUCCUGCUUUAGCAUUACGGUUGGUUUUGCACAGCAGAAGUGAAGUAUCUGAGGACACUGUCAAUCCAUUGGUUAGCAGCUUAGGCAGAACAUUCUGAGGUUAAUCUUUCAAAAACAGUUCUGGAGGUGAGCCUAUUAAUACAGAUAGUUACCACUCGCUAGGCAUGGGGAUGUCUCAUUUUCCGAGAGGCAGUAUGUCGCUGGUACUACACACGGGGUUAGGAACACAACAGAGCCAGUGAAAUCAAACGAGAUGUUGGGCUUUCAUUUGUGGGACAUGCUGAAACAAGGCUGCCACAUGCUGUGCCCGUUUCGUUACUGAAGUUCAGCAUCCUAAGAAAGACGUGCACAGUACAGAGUCCAGCUACGCAUCCCUAUCAGGGGUUUUAAAUGGUUUGUUCUGAAUUGCAGCACAACCUUCACUCCAACACAACACUCCCCUUCACUGGAGGUUUUUAAGCAGAGGUUGUUUUAAUGGCCAGCUGUCAUGGACGCCUUAGCUGAGAUUCUGCUAGGUGACUCUCAAGUGUGCCUUGCAACUCUGCAAUUCUAUGAUUCUGUGGCAACCUGCUUUUGGAAAACCUGGGGAAGUUUCAACAGGUUAAAACGUGGCAUAAAGUGGGGUUGGAGAGGUGGGGAGAAUUAACAAAAAUAAUUUAAAACACACAAAGGAGUCACCAGGAUCAGGAACAUCAGUGCCAGUACCCAGGGGAGGUCUGGGAUGAGUUGGCACACUGCUGUUACCCCCGUGGUGCCGAGAAGGGCAUGUGGGUCUGCAAGGGGCUUCCCCUCAAGGAAAAGCCCUUGCAAAUCCUCCCCACCCUGCUGGGUGAGAGGUGAAGCAUUCUGUGCAGCUGGGCCACCCACCCUGCUCCACUCCUAGGGGUGGGGGAGACCAGCGGCAAAGCUGGACAGCAGAACGUGGUUCCACCAUGGCCCCACCAAAGCCAUGGCCCCACCCCUUGCCUGGGGUGCUUCUCUGGUGGCAGUGGGGUGGGCUGGGUGACUGUGGGAACACCCCCUGGGGUAGCUGCUUCACCCCGCCUCAUCAGUGGGCUGGCUCUGCCAGUAUCCAUCCCAGUAAUAAGCGGCAUGGAGAAGCAAGAGUGGAAGCUCUCCCAGAAGUGGGUUUAGGGCAACACAACUGGUUCAGUUGCACUGGGCGUGGAGCCUCAGGGCCGCUGCAACCAUGGUUUAGAAUGCAGGAUGAAAAACAGGGUGUUGCACAGGGCGCCACUGAAAUUUGAGACCCCACAGUCCACUACUGCUCCAGCUACCACCACCUCUGAAGCUGCACUGGCUCACACUGGCCCGAGCAGAAGGUGGGAGGGCAGGUUCCUUUUCUUUUUGUUAUUCUUCCCCUGGGGUUAGGCCCCCUGGGGAUCCACCUCCCCAUGCUUUAUAAUGUUCCAGUUUGGGGUUUGUCACUGGUGGGAACUUGACUCCUUCCUAGGCAUAGCAAGGGCUUCUGUCAUGGGGCAGCCCCCACCCCCCACACAGCAGAGUUCUUUUCUAACACCCCUCCAGCCAUUGAAAUAGGCAUGCUGGUUUAGGAUUGUGCACUAAUGGAAUGAUUUCAAUAUAUUACUCAUAUUUCUCAAUGUCUUAGAUUUUGGACCAUAGAACUGUAUGGGUAUGGCAUUCCAGGACCAUCAAAUAAUUACGUAGAACCAAGGAAACAGUGUUAUUGCACUUGCUUGCUCUUGCAAUAUAUUAUUUUUCUUCCCUUGCCUAUGCAAAGUGCUGGAGAGUGUAUCUGAUUUACACUAACCUAAUCUUCAUUGUAAAUACCGCAUGAUGUUAUAAUAAUAAUAACAUUUCCCCAGCCACUCUGGGCGGCUCACAGCAUAUAUCGAAACAUAUUGAAACCUUAAACAUUAAAAACUUCCUGAUACAGGGCUGCCUUCAGAUGUCUUCUAAAAGUCAGGUAGUUGUUUAUUUCCUUGACAUCUGAAGGGAGAGUGUUCCACAGGGAGGGUGCCACUACUGAGAAGGCCCUCUUGUUAAAUAAACCUAGUAGUAGUUUCCUUAACAGUUAACUUAAUUGUUAGCAACUUACCUGGGGAGAGAUAAAUUUAGUGCGGUUUUCUGUUUUGCCUGCUUUCUAGGUCAGUUUUCCUGUGGAAGUAAGCACUGUGAUGAGAAAGAAGGCUUGAAGAGUUGGGAGGUGAAUUUUGGUUAUGUUGAGCAUGGCGAAAAGAAAAACGCACUUGUUAAAUUAAGUGAGUUCUAACAGUGAGCUUUGAUUUUUAUUUUUAUUUAACAAUACACUGCUUAAUUUUAAGAAAACCUCAAAGUGGUUUAGUCGGCUAAUUAUAAAUGGAUCUGGCCAGCUGAAUUAUUACUGUUGAUGCUCACUCGGGGUAGAAAAUUACAUUAGGACUUUUAUAAACCCCAUUACAGGAUUUUUUAAAGUACAGAGUUCACAAAAGGGGAGUGCAGUCUGGAUCCAUUCCAAACCAGCUGAUUUCUGUAGAAUGUGGAUUGUUUGGCUUUGCUGUAAACCACCUUCUGCAGCAAAAGAGGAGGUGAGCAGGGAGCAAAUGAGCCGAACCCUUUGCUCAGGCUCAUCCCUCUAGUGGUUAAAUUAUGUCUUAGUGUUGUGUUCAAAGGCCACCAAAGAUUUCUUUGGUUGAACAACAGGGUAGUCCAACACAUAUCUACUCAAAAGUAAGUCCCAUUGAGUUUGGUUAUGCUUACCCCAGCGUAGCACUAAGUGGGGCAUGCACACAAGGAACAAGGUCUGCUCUUUCUAUGAGACUUUCCCACUCUCUCCUCCCCCUGUGCGACUCCCCCAUGUGCCCUAAACCUGUCCUGGGGGUCCCAGCAACGCUCCAGAGGACAUUUGGGCAGUGCGGAUGGGAGGAGAGUGAGGAAAUUCCUUCUGUGCGGGCAGACCUCAUUCCACACGCACACACAACAACUUAGUUGAAAACCUCCACGAGUGUUUUUUAAUAAUGCGUUUCCGAUUUAUUUAUUAAAAGGCAGAAUUAGUGCUGACGGUUUUGAUUAGUGUGCAGCAUGUGUGACAUGCUAGACAUGGCAAUCUUACAAAAACUGAGGAUAUGGGUAUAAUUGAUGUUAGAUGUAAAAUUUAUGGGGAUAAUUUAAUUCCUCUACAUUUAAUUCUUCUUUUUCCCCUCUUUUUUAAGGGCUUUGUCCCGAAUGCUCUUACAAAUUAAACUUUCACCACAGGUAACGAAAGUACAGUCUUUGUAUAUAUAUAUGGGUAUAUUGAGUUGUAUGCACAAUGCUAUGUCGGCAGGGUUAUGUUUCGUCUCCUCCCCUUGGUGUAUUUGCAACAUUGCAGGGGAUCGGACUUGAUGACCUUUGGGGUCACGCCCAAUUUUACAAUUCUAUGAUUCCAUGAUCUGCUCCAGUGAGUUCCCCAACAGAUGUUUGCCACAACCUGAAAUUAUCUUCCUCUCCCAAGCAACUGUUUCCAGCUUUUCCAAAACUGAAAUCUCAGCUGUUGGAUUGGGGAGCAGAGCCUUUGCUCUUUGCUAGUCCAGCUAGGAAUAUACACAUAUGGAAAUCUGCUUGUGUAUGCGUAAAGUCCCCUCAUGCCCUAUGCCGCCUAGGACCCACAUACCUACGGGACCGCCUCUCCUGGUAUGCCCUGCGGAGGACCUUAAGGUCCACAAAUGACAACAUUUUGGAGGUCCCGAGCUGCAAGGUGGUUAGAUUGGUCUCAACUAGGGCCAGGGCCUUUUCAGUACUGGCCCCAACUUGGUGGAAUGCUCUGUCACAACUAGGGCCCUGCGGGACUUGACAUCUUUCCGCAAGGUCUGCAAGACAGAGCUGUUCCGCCUGGCCUUUGGUUUGGACUCAGUCUGACCAUUAUGUUUCCCUCCCCUUAUGGUCUUGAUUUAUCGUCUACUUUUAAAAUGAGGCUGCAUUUUAAAUUGCAUUUUAACCUGUAUUUUAAAUUGGUCCCCCCCCCCCAAUUAUGUUUUUACUGUGAUUUUAUUGGUGUUAUCCGUCCUGAGCCCAGAUCUGGCCAGGGAGGGCGGGGCAUAAAUUAUUAUUAUUAUUAUUAUUAUUAUUGGAUUGGGGAAACGUGUAUGCAUGUUUAUUGACACUUCUUCUACUUUCCUGGUUCAAGAACUGAUUGAUAGCAUUACACAGUUCUGGGGUUAAGCUUUGAUUCAGGUUACACUCUGCACCUUUAUGUUCAACUAAGAUGUGGCCCUUUUUUGGAAGCAGCUGAGUUGGCUCAAACUUUUUCUCUUUUAUUAGAGCAUAAAGGAAACAUCUUUUCUUACACAAAAAACAUCCAUGCUAUGUUCAAAUUGAUCAGUUUCAAAACAUCAAAUUUACUGAUUUUUUCAGGGUUGGCUGUUCAGGAAUUAUAAAGAGCCCUUCCCCACCCACCAUAUAUUUCUGUAAUACUUUUGUUGCUGGAUAAACACAUUGAUAGAACUUUUAACACCCACUCCCUUUUAUAAAGGAGGAAGGAAGUCACACCAACGAAAAAGAGAGCAAGCACAGAACAAAGCUCCAAAGCUUCAAAGAAAACAAGAUUAUCUUCACCUCACAGACACAAGCCAAAGAAAAGAAAGAGCCAUAAAGGUAAAAGAAACCUUUAUGCUUAAAGCAAGGUUGUUUUAAAAUGUUAACAUUCAUAGUUGAAUGUUUGACUCUACAUGUACAUUUCGUGGUUUGGAAAACCGCUAGCCGAUUCGACUCAGGAGGAUUUGUGUGCCUGUGGGAUGCCAGAUCACAUCUGGUUGUGAGAGGAAAGGACAAACAUGGGAGGAAGAGGGGAGCUGGGAAAAUGCCUGGUCUAUUUCCUACAGGUGGGAAGGUUUCCCAAGUAGGUUUGAAAGCAAAUCUCUCUGUCCUGGGGUGCUUCUAACCUGACAUUUCAAGCCAAACCUUGGUUUCAGGUGCUAAAUUAAGAUUAUCUGUGUUUCAUGUGGUCUGCAAAUUACGGCUGAGGGUAGAAGGAGAAUUUGUGCACAGGAGGCCUGGUGGAGGAAGCAGCCUGUUGUCCGAUGAACUAGCCUUUAUGUCGUCCUGGGUCACUAUGUUUAUGUUGGACAUUUAGCAACAUUUCAUGGUAAACUCAUUUGCUGAAAACUGACAUUUAGGUAUUAACCAAAAGCAUUUGUUAUAUAUUUGAGACUUACUAGUUAAAAACCAUAAUUAUUAUUUUUUAGCAUUUCUCUCUGGCCUUAUCAAAUGCCAGGAAUUGCUAGGUAGAUGUUGAGUUUCUAACAUGAUAUUUGUACAUGUAUUUUAAUAACCAGACGUGUAACUAACAUAAAAUUCUAAAAAUGUCUCUUUUCAGAUCAGACAUUCUUAGAAGAAUCAGACGAUUCUGACAAAGGUAACUAAAUUGCAGGUGAAAUCUUGAUUUUUGGCUUAAAGGAGUGGUGGGCCCAUUACCGCAGCCACAUUCCUGUUGAGCAUGUCAGUCAAAGUGGAGGAGAGGCAGGCAGGUCCCUGGGCCAGCCUGGAGCCUGGCCUCCUAAACGCUUGUGACCCAGAUAGACACAUGUUGCCCGUUCUGUAAAAUGCCGGCAAGAAGCUCAUGUUACCAGGAGAUUUUCUACCCCAAGUAAGCAUUAAGUGCCGUGCUCCAAAUUCUUUCCUUUUUUAAAAAAAAGUACUUAGGUGCUGCCAGAUGUACAAAGAUGUGGAUUGGGGGCUGCAUUUUGAAUACACAUUCAAAUGUCCAUUCCACUGAACGCAAUGCAGAGUUGAUAGGUGGCAAGAAAGUACAUUCUGAUGCUAAUGUGGAAGUGCAGAAAAUUACAGUUUGUAAUCCAGCAGCCGAUAGGCUGUUGGGACCCAAACCACAUUGGCUAUUUAGUUGCAUUGCAUCUUUUGCCUUGUUUAAAAAAGAUACUUUGUUUGGGAUUAGGAAAAGAGGUGAUAAACACAAGUCAUUUAAACCUGCAAAAGUAUUUGUUCCUCUUAUGCCUUCAUGCAGUUGGGCUGUAGCCCACAAAAUCACAUGCCAAAACUACCUGUUUAGGAAGAAAAGCACACCAUGAUUACAAAGGGAUGAAUUUUAAAGAGGAAAGGCUUGGUCAGUCUUUUUCACAAUGUUGAUAUUGGAAUAUAAGCUAGCUAAAUAUAGUUGCAGCUUAUCCAUAAGCCUGUUGUUCCUAAUUCUUCUCCUGUUUUAUUAUUUACAAAAAAUAGAUUGAGAAUGUUACCUUCAUUGGAUUGUGAAAGACUUGUUAUUGAAGAAAAUGCUUUGAGAUUAUUAUUUUUGUUGUUGUUGUUGUUGUUGUUGUUGUUGUUGUUGUUGUUGUUGUUAUAUUUACACCCCACCCAUCUGGCUGGGUUUCCCCAGCCACUUUGGGCAGCUUACAAACAUAGUUUAAAAUGUGACAUUCCUAAAAUCAUUUUAAAUGCUACUCUUUCAUUCACAGAUUCUGUCAAUAAUGACGAGCAAGAUGGUCCCUCAGAUGCUGAUUUUUGGAAGGGUCCGCCACAAGAAACUGAAGAGAAAACACGGUCAGUUUUUUAAUGAGUAGCUGUUUGUUUUAAAACAAUGGUGCUUAUUUAAAAUAAAUAUAAUUAUGUCAUUUUUCCUCAAAUUUGUAACAAUUACAGUUAACCUUUAUGGGCAGAUGUCCUCCUUCAGUAAACGAAACAGAGAAGAGAACUCCUCUCUGUAAAUUGCAGACUUAUUUGGAGACUUUGUAAAAUGAAAUUUGCUCUGCCUCUAAAAGAGGGAAAGUGGCGGGCAAAUCGCGUAGUCAAAAAUCUAUCAGCCAGGGCCAGUCAUACAACAGGGUGAAGACAGACAGCACCAGCCUUAGAAGGAAGGUAACAAUUGGUGUCUGGGAGGUUCAGGAAGACAUUUUAAAUGUGGGCAAGGAUGCAGUUUGGGCCUCACUGCAGGCAGCACCAUCCUUUGGGAACAUUCCCCUUUGAUUUCAAUCUUCCCAUAGGUUUCUCAGUUUUGUUUCAGCCAUUUCACACAUUUGAAUGAUCUAACAACCCUGGCAUUACUGUUUGCGCACGUGUUAUCUAUUUGCAAGAUUGGUACAGCACCUCUGCCAUGCCACCAUAAGUUGUAAGCAUUUUUGUAAGCAUAUGUUUGCUUAACAAUAUGCCCCAAUGGUGCAAUGUUUUUGUUAGCACAGACCCUGCCCGUACACCUAAAAGGUGUACCACACCUUAGACUGAAAAAUGUCCUUGUGAGUAAAUGAAAAUGACUGCAUGCAUGUCCGCCCCGUCCGCCCCCAGUGCUUCUUAAUACCAUUUGCUAUUGUUUUACAGGGAAGAAGAAUUUGAUGAGUAUUUUCAAGACUUAUUUCUCUGA
Messenger RNA from Podarcis lilfordi (Lilford's wall lizard), 22425 nucleotides. The record is from the annotation of a GenBank genome assembly. Lineage: Eukaryota; Metazoa; Chordata; Lepidosauria; Squamata; Lacertidae.